CAUCUUUAAAAUACUCUUCAUAACACCAUCUUCAUCAAAUAGGCGAUUCAUCAUAUCAAAUUUUUAUCACCCGCAAGUAGUUGUAAUACAUUGUAACACCACAUACGUAUGUUAUGCCCAUCAUAAAACGCUCGCUGUAACAAUGAAAACCAAAUACUGAGGUUCAAUUGUUUUCGACAUCGAUAAAUCAAUCUUAUGCACACUUUCUCCAGAACUAAACAGAUUUUACAGUACUUAAUGUUAAGCUGUCCAACAAAACCCCCCAAAUCAUAAACCCCUUUCGUAAUACCACUUCAUCCGAGCUGCCGGAAGAAGACGGCCCUGCGCUCUUGAAGCCCGCUACCGUAGUUUCCUUCACUUGCAACGCUCUUCCAAUUUACCACAGGCGUACCGAAUGUUGCUCUCCUAUUGUGCGAAACAUUAUGCCCUUAUAAUCUACCAUGCACCCUACCAAUCGAUCGAUCAAAACUCAAACCACAUGGCCCGUAAGCGUCUUCAUCUUGGGCGGUUAUUUGCGCGUUAGUUGCAUCAUCGUGAAAAUUUUCGCAGUUUCAUAAGUAUCACCUAGCAUCUCGGUCCCAGUGGAAAUGGUACGCCCAGUGCGGGAUCGUUAGGGAUGAUGAUGUUUUGGGAUUUGCUCCAGCCACCCCGUCUUAGCAGGUCCAUGAAUUAUGUUGGAAUAUUAAUGUUUCGUUCACGCUCUGGAUUAAUUUAUCGCAUUUCGAUAUGCGACUUCGGUUGAAUAACUUUAAAGGCUGAAUAUUUAAAGCAGUUUAUUUUAUUGCGAGUUGUAAGUACAACAUUGCCUUAAGUAGGCAGUUGGUCGUUUUUGUUUAUUGAUUCCGUUCCAAUAUAGCAAUAAGAUACAAACGAUAAGAUAACAGCAUCGUAAUUAUGGAUAUUUAUUUUGCAUAAUAAUUUAGAACUGACUGCAAAACCCUGGUACAGCAAAUGUCACACCUCAGCACGAGAAGCUUCCGAUGAUUGCAUCUUGGCAAAUAAACCCGCGGUCAAAAAUUUCUUUUUCCACUCUUCUCUGCAUUACUCGUACAGUUGAUCCAGACCAUUGCUUCACCCCCGACCAUCCUUCCACUUUCAAGGCAAGCACGGUGAAAGUGCUUUCGGCGGAAUGUGAGCAAUAUUACAUCAUCCCCAUAAGUGGGUCGAAAACUGAGCGAGGCGCAAAAAAAACCAAACGGCCAAAGCGAAGCGGACACCGAAAGGGAGAGAAGCGAAAAAAUAAUAAACAGAACGACAACGCAGGGGAAGGAAAAUGCACACUCCGAGAAGCUGUCGGAAAAGCUCGAAGAUCAACCUUACGGUCAAUGUACAGCAACCGGCAAGCCUUCAACCAUCCCGCUCGAGAGUGGCAUCGAUCUCGGAUGGUUGAUUAUGUAUGAGUGCCAUUUGCGCUAGGAAGCAUUAGUGUAGGCUGAUUAUCGGACGGAGUGCAAUCAUCUCCUCCAUCACCCGUGCUUGAUGGCGGCGAAAAGCAAAGAAUCACCAGCAAUAUAACAACCUUCCUCGAUUCGCAGUGUGAAUAUGAUAGUUACGAUUAGUUCCAAAUUCAAAUGUUAUAUUAAAAACCUUUUAUUUAAUUUAAUUAAAAAAUAAGUAACAUGUCCUCGCGUAUACACGCGUUUAAGUCUUUUGUUGAAUAAUUAAGUAAUUAUUUUUUCUUCAGCUUUUUUCUUCAACAAGCGUUGCAAUGUGUUAAAGAUCUACUUUUAAACAACUUAAAGAACAACUUUUAAACUCAUUUUUCGUAAUGCGAACCCCUUUUCCAAAUAUUAGUUCACGUCUUAAAGGUUUUUUUCACACAAACCAAUAAACAUUCUAGGUUGAUUAUUCCCUUCGCACCAUAAACAUUACUUAAGGGGGGUUCGUCUCUAAGCAGCUUAACCCGGCUCGGAUCCCGAGCGAGUGUUUAUCACGACCAUUAUCUACCGAUUUUGUUGUUUCAAUUCCAUUUUAAAGGCGCUACUGUACCAACAUUUUGUGACCGGCAACCGAAACUUCCCGAAGUCACUAGCGCGUCAUUAUGAAGCACAAAAUCUUUCUAAGCUUAAAUCACAAUCACAUUCCAGCUAGUUGCAAGACAAAUUCACCUCUAAGCCCAGCAAUAUUAUCCAGGAUAGGGGGGCGAGCUAAGAACAACCGGAUAUUAACCUGACAUAAAGCCGCCCAAAACACAAACUAGUACCCAAAAGUACCUUCACCCUUAAACGGUGGAUAACACGGGGAUGGUAAAGAAAAAAACUCAAACCCAGGUGAGUGCUUAGUCCGCACGUCCGAAGAUUAUGUCGGUCGGUGUCGCUCGUCAGGCUAAUGUUUACUACCACAGAGGAUCGACCCGGCAAACGAUCGUUAGGUCGCCAGUGCGUCGUCACUCGUACCACGAUGUAACAUUCCGCCAGGUGGGGCCUCCUUUCUUUUGCUGCUGCUCCUUCAUUGCUUCUAGCGGAGAACAUACAAACCGCACCACACCGUCUCCGUUCCCACUCGGCAAACUAACAAACGAUCUGUUCAUGCCGCUCAUACUCUCACUUUCAGCGGGCACAGUGUUGCGCUUUUUAUACUUCUUUUACUCUCACUCUCGAACGCUGCGACAACAACGGUGCCACCGUCACCCCCAUCGGGAACCAUUAAGCGGGACUAUGCACGCUCAACCAGCCGAACUCCGGUAAGCAAACCUGCCGCGCAUUAUUACAAACCCUCCGCUUGCUCGAACUCGGUGGAUCGAGCGAAGACCUGGGGUAAAAGAUGCAAGACAUACAACCCAUUUGUCCCCCCUACUCUGCAGCCAGUGUUGAGCAUAUGGGGGCCUUUUCAGGUGGUUUUUGGUGUAAAAUUUUCAUUAGUCUUACUCCUGAACUCGGACCCGCAAGACGUGCACGAGUCGUGUUCGUGCGUGCGUGCGUACGUACGUGAGUGCUUCGCACCAAAAAAACCGUGGUUUUUCCCAACCGCUUCGUCAGCUGUGCACCAUUCACAGCGGGAGAAUUUUAAAUAAACACAGUGAAAUCAAGUGUGCAAAUGAAAUGCCGUCCUGCUGUGCAAAUUACCCACAGAAGACAAACUGCAUCAGUUGAAAAAAAUCAGUUCGUCUCAUACAAAGAAACCCGUGCAACGAUUACUGACGUCAGCUGUUACGUUUGUGACUGUUGCAAACUAACUUUGCAUCUCGAGUGUGUCCUUCAGCAGCUUAUCGCGUGUACGAGUUACCAACCAAAAAAAAACAGUUCCACCCUUUCGCAAAGCAAGCGAAGGAAGAAAGUGUUAUAGAAAACGAAAGUACUGCGGAUUGACAUAGCAGAGGAAGUGGUCGUACAUUUUUGUGUCGCCUGAUGAGAACAAAGUGAGAUCAGUUGAGAUAAAAGUGACAAUUGUAUCCGAAAUUCUAACAGCAAACUCGAGCGGCAGCAAAGCAACUCGCCAAAUUCGGGCGUUUCUUACAAUGGAUGAUGAAAAAUUAAGGCAGCUUUGGAUCAUUUUUCAAAUGUAAGUAUGUCGUAUAUGUCCUAUAAGAAAAUCCAAGAGCAACAAGUUCGUUGAACGCAUCUAGCAAAACAAAAAAAAGGGAUAAAACAACACUUUGAACUCGCGUACAGCAUCCUGCAAUGCCGGCCAAUGUCAUUCGAUGAGGCAACCAACAGAAAAAAAGCACCCAAAAUAAGGCGUACCUUUCCCCGUCAGAUAGACGUAAUCAGUAAGAUACAUUGACUGACUACCGCCGGCUAGUAGCUGUUCGACUGACACACUUUACGUUCAGGUUUUCGCCGUUUGUCAUUUCCACGACUGAUGGGGCUCGAUAUUGCGCUGAUGCAUCUCGCACCCUGUGUUCCCCUUUUUUUGUUGCCUCAAGAUUCCGAUAAACGAACCAAAGGCCAAACCCCAGCGCGCGUGAGUGUGACCACCCCAACAAUAAACAAAAAAAAAAGAAACAUAAAGCAAAGAAAACAUCACACUACCCCCGGGGAAGCGCACCGGGCAGACACAUUCAAAACCAUCGAAUUGUGCGCAACCUUCGCGGUUAUGCAAGGCGUGUGUGGCAUGCGCUCGCAACAGUAUUAUCGGCCAUUAUAUCACUUCAGUGAACUUCAACUCCUCUACUGCCCGUAACUCCCACUCUCUCUCUCGUGUCCUCCGCCGGUGACGAUCCUGCGCUCGCAGGGCACAAUAAUCUGGUUUGUGUUUGGGAAGGAAAUUAGGUCCAAUAAAACGUGAUAAUGGACCAGAUAGCAUCGGGAAAUAUGGAUUUCAGAGGCGAUGUUUGGUUGCUUUUGCAUCAUCUGUCUAACCAAAAGCAUCUAGCAAUGGCAUGAAGUACGGUCACAACUUCCCUCCAUGCGUAAUCGUGACAGACACAAAGUAAACAACUGUUACAACAAAGCACAGCUGUUUCAUCGUGAUCGAUUCGUGACACAUUCACGGUGCAAAAAUGUGUUUUUUUUAUGAUGAUGGCGAUGAGCGUUUUUAUAUGUGCUUGUCCGUCUGUGCCAUUCGUUUCACUUUUUCGAUUUUCAAGGUUAUACCUGUUUUCUUUCGGCACUACCAAGGCAUCCACCACGUGCAAAACAUACCUCCUGCGGGCAAAAAUUCACAUAAAAUGCAUCAAAUUGAAAUGAUUCCAAUCGUUGCGCGACGAUCUUCCCGUAAAACCCGGGGGAGGUAGUAGCAGGGAAGAAAAUGAAAGGAAAACCAAAAACAAAAAUGCUUGACCUAAUUUCGGUACCAUCCAACCGGAGCCGGUUUGAGCAGUUGUUUGGCAUUGUUUUGCACACUUUUCACUAAAUCUUGCACGAUCACAUUCAAACGUUGACCGUAUACGAUCGCUUCAUCUCGUCUGCGCUUUGUAGUUAAGCCGGGCUGACCAUCACGCUUACGCGUCGGAUUCCAUUUUAGCCCGACCGAAUUAAGUUGCGGGUUCGAGACGAAUGCGAGUUGAAUGCGAUCGAACUGCAUUACGUAAGACCAAUCUCGAUCCAGCUGCAAGAAGUUGCUAUCGUGGAAACCACUGCACCGGAACGUAUAGAUGUUGCAACAGGUUACGAUAAAAGAAGGUCGAACUUAUCGCACAGAAACGUAGCGCAUUUCAAACCAAAACAAAAAAACAGAACAGAAAGCAUAAAUGGUCACAUUAAACGUUGAACUGGGUGUAGAUAAUUUUGUUUUUUUUAUGUCUAUGAAAUUUACUGCUGGGGUCGUAAUAAUCACCCACCUAAUGGAAAUAAAUAUUGGAAAAGAAAUUAUGCUUCAUUUAAGUGUGCGACGUAAUAACUGGUAAACUGAGCGAACAGAUCGAAUACAAUCAGCAUUCAGUCGUACUGAAAAUUGAUACAAAACGGAAGCUAAAUCGAGUGAUAAAUCUAAACCAUCACGAGCGAAAGGUGAGAGAAACACAAACGUCAAAUGAGCGAUCAGCGAACCUUCGCGAAAGGUUAAAUUACCAGCUGCCACUGGAUGGAUGUAUCACGUUACGAUGCGUCCUUUCUUACCGGUGCUUACUAUCAUCACACACACCCACCGGCGCCAUCGCGGUAAUGUUUUUAACAACAAUUACAUUGCAACCGAAACCACCCUUGCGCUUGUUUUGCUCCACUCCCCAUACGGGUGAAAGGCGCAUCGCCGACCGCUAGUCAACCAACCACUCGAUGCGAUAAAUGAUGAUACAUAAGAGUGCCAUUAUUUCAUGGUUUUCUAGUUUUUGCGUCACCGAAAACGCGAUCAACAUGCACGUAUAGCAUAACGUAUGCACCCGAAACAGGAUGCGUCAAUGCGAAGGUGUAGUACAACGUUGUACAAGGGCCAAACACGCUCAUGAAACGAACCGUAUGGGACUAGCGUUUUCAGUGGUUUUGUUGCUACGAAUGGCAAGAUGCUAAUCACACUAGGAAAUGUGAUAUUUUAAGUAGACUUGCGGAUUAGAAAUUGCUCGAAUUUCAAACAAAUUUCAAAUUUAAUUUAAAUGAGGAAAAGUGUAGGUAAAUUCAAAUUAAAAAUUCUUCAAUAUUUUUAAUUUGAAAUCAUUAAAAUAAUGAAAAUAAUUCAUUAUUAACAAGUAAAUAAGCAACGUUAGGUGCCACUUUAGUAAAACAACUAGCUCUAAACUACUGCCUAACCGAUGAUGCUAUUGCAUAAUCAUUUUCAUUUAAGAAGAUGCCGAAAGUCGAAAAAAAACCAAAACAAAUGGUAAAAUAAAAACAUCCACAAGCAAACCAUUAAACAUCAAAUGAAAGUGUUGACCAACGUGUGUGUACGUGCGAAAUGACAGCAAGAAACAAAAUAAGCAAACAAAAACAGCAACACAGAAAAAAACGCAACAACAACAGCAAAUCGUCUGAAAAUAACACCAAAGCACAGCCAAUUUAUGAGAUGAAAAUUGCUGCACCAUAUUCUCUCCUUCCUCCAUCUUUUACCUCCUUUGAACCAAUCCUAUUUCAAUUUUGCUUCCGGGUUUUUGGUACAGUGCCACUUUUUGUUUGCGCGGGAACGGAAAACGAAAACGUACUUACUUCCCAUGCCCAUUUUUCGUCCCGAUCGGUUUACUUUUCCCGGGUUCAUCAAACCCCCCGGCGGUGCUCUCCAGUGCGCGGGCCAGCAGUUAAACGUAUGUACACCAUUUCCCACCAUUUUCCACCCGACACAGGCCCGACACAGAAUGUCCACAAAACAAAUGCUCUCAAUUUGCAACAACGAGUUGCGCGCGAAUAGGUGAAUAUGUAUGCACUUUAGCUGUUUCUCAUGCGCAUAAACUCGAUAUCAUCGCUUUUAUGACGUCUUAAUAGGAUCAGUUAGGGCAGGAUUUACACUCUGCCGGCUAUCUUUGUAUCAGUGCACACACAAUGAAGUUACCUGUUAUCCUGAUGGAAAGUGAUGAUCAAUUGAAAUAGCGAAUGUGUUUAAUGAGGUGAAAGUCGCUUUAUAUAUCCAUACGACAACUACACAAUAUUAUCAAUUGAAAACUGCUCUACACUACGAAGUCUUUACGAAAUAAAACUUGAGUUGAUAACUUAUUUUACUAUUUUUUUUUAACAGAAGCAAAGAUCAUCAACCCACAAUUUCAAUAUCACGUUAGCACGAAAUCCUUGAUGAGUAUGCAUGUUCGCAUAGGAAAUUACUAAUACCGUAACGCUUAAUCAUUCUCCAAGGCUUAAUCAUUCUUCAAGUUAACACACAAACGCCAAAUCUAUUUAACAAAGCUCGUGAAAACACGUCAUACUUUUUGCAACUAAAAACCGGAAAUAUGACGAUGUUGUUAAUCGUUUGUUUGACAGCUUGAAUUGAUUCUUUUGACAUCCUGACUCCACAGUGACACUGUUAACAUAAAGCGAAAUUACACUAACUAUGCCGAUGUGUUUGUAUGAUUUUCAUCUAUUUUUGUACAACCGGACCCAUGUGCUGGUGGCAGAAGUUAUCGGCUCACCCUUUUUCCUUACUACAGCAAUCAGGUUAUUCCGGUGAAUUCAAAGUGGCGCCUAGCACCAAGCUCCAACUCCCGCCCGUUAGCUGAGACAUGGGUGAGAGCACUCCCGGACAUUACCUCAAGGCUUCUUCAUCCAAUUUCUCACCUCUUACACAAAUGCUGUCACCUCAUUUGCUUGCCACCAUACCCGUUCCUUCCCGCAGGAACACGUAAGGUGAUGCCAUAUCCCUAGUAUCGCCUACCCCAGGCAUCUCUCCCAUGAAAAUCUCGAUGCAUUCAUAGCGCUGCAUCUCAGCAAGGCUACCCCGGGAGUACGGGUCCUGGCUGCAAGCGUGCGAGUGCUUGAACAACUUUUACUUUCCAUUGGCAUCAUUUGACUGAUACACAGUCUGCCCCCAACUCACUAACACGUUGACCGAUUCUGGUUGGGUUCGUAAUCCCUCGACAACGGUGGCAACUAUACUUAAGUAGCAAGCUUUAUCCAGCGACACACACCACAAACACACAUGGGCACAGUACUGUUUUCCCCAGUGCGAUGCUUCGGAAGUUGUCUGUGGCCCAGAUUGUCAACCGGAAUCGGGCACAUCUUCUCUCGCAAGCGGAAUGAUGAGGAUGAUGAUGAUGAUGCAACCAUCAGCUUUGUUAAAAUGCAUUGUUUCGAGCCGUAAGUUGCCACUUAGUUGUCGACGAACGACGAUCAACGGUUGACCCGAUCGUGGCAUCAUGAUGCGAUGUGACGUGACGAUGAUUUAACGCGUAUCACGCUUCCCGUCAAUCUAACAAAACCGACAAUGCCACGCCUACGGGUUAAACGACCAACGAAGUUGAACAAUCAUUUGUUUUGAGACACUGUAACCCCAAGACAUACACGUAUUGCCUUAAUAAUGCCCGUGGAGAAAAUCCUCUCAAAAUGUGUAUUUUUAAGCAACACAAUCAAUUUGAAAUAUUUCACAAAAAUGUAUCCAUGAAUCGUUUUACAAUUGAAAAUAUUAUCUCUUGGAUAGUAAGGUCAUGCUUUCUAGUACAUUAAAGCUUUAAAUUCAAACACCGAACUCUCAACAGAGUGGAAAUGCAUUUCCCUGCAGCAUUUUGCAGCGCGGAAAUGAAAUGAAAACACAUUAAUCAUAAAUCAUAAUGCAAACAACUGACUGCGGCUGAUGCUGACAAGCGAAUUUCUAGCGUGCUACUACACACAACAAAGCAAAAGCGAUCAAUCGUUGCAUCGUGUGUAUUACGUUGAAUCCUACUACCAAACAUGAUGCAAAAUGCAAAUGUACUUUCGGCAUGCAAAUUAAUUUCUGGAAAAAUGUUCAACAUCUCGCAAAUGUAUACCGUUUUUGUAUUUGCUGCAGUUGAUACAGUCGUGAUUGAUUGACAAAACUUAUCAUUAAUAAACUCGCUUUUUCCCUUUAUCGCCCCGAAGGAAGUAAUGUAAUCCAUUCAGCGCGAAAUUAUGCUGAUACCAUUUACACCACACACACAGCUGCUUAUGCUAAAUGUUUGUGUAUUGCGCCGUUUCCCUUUUCCUAUGUCUGAUACCCGUGCUGUUCUACUGCAUCGUCGUAAAACAUUGUAUGGCUUUCACGCUUUUCAACAAAGUACUGCCGAAUAGCACGAGGUAGAAAAUGUCAAACGAGGAAAGGUUAUAUGCUAUGCGCUUCCGUAAUCAUCACUGUAAGCCAUUGUUAACCGGCGUUUUGUUGGUCCCAAAAUAAACCCUUUCAGGUGACGUGUAGCAUCAACAUUUUCCCUCAAUUAUACACCUCCACUUCUUCACUUCUAUGUUUUUAUUUUCUAUGUACUAUGUUCACGCUAAUUUUCGUGACCAACAACGGGAGACCUUGCCGUGCCUGACUCGAUGCGACAGAACUACCACCACCUCGGGAUUGACAUUCAAGGCAGACGAACCAAAUGUUGUUAGCAUGCUUGCUUUGAAGCUACAUUUGCAAACCGAAGGUGAAUGGCCUUGCGUGAUGAAAAAUCUUGUGCAUAAACCAGGACACACGAUGAAAAUUGAGCUUCAAGGAUUUGAACCAAUUUCGAGUUCGCCUCUAAUGGACAGUUUUGUACCGCUGAAGUUGUGUCUUGAUGUUAUUGGUUGGUAUUAGCAAUAUUAGUUAGUAAUAGACAGGAAAACAUAUUUUUAGUUUUAUACAAAAUCCACCUUUACCAUUAAUUUAAAAAUAAUAUCCGACGCUUUUUUCAUUCGUUUGUGGUGCGUCAUAAACAUACCUUUACAUAUAACCGCCUGAAAGUAUGCAACCACGCACAACACGCUUUACAAAAUGCUCAUACUGGUCGGAUAAUCUCCAUUGCAACUCUGUCCACGUACGAUUUACAUUUACGAUUCAACGACUACGCUGUCGUUUUAGCUUUGACUAGUGGUCGUACAUUAAAUACACAAGAAGCGCUUGUUUACAACCGGACCAACAGGUAUUAUUAUGAAUUAUUGUACUGGUACCUACAAUCUGGAAGGGGUCUACCAUAGUCUUCCACCAGUAAGCCACACCUUGCUUCGUGUGAGAAAAGGACAUCGGAAUGACGAAAAUUACAACUUCUAGACAUACCUGGAAAGAUAAAGAAAACAAGAAUGGAAAAUACGUUAAUAAUAUUGCACUGCUUACAACCUUCACUGUAGCGACAGCAACUCAGCAUAUAUCUGUACUAGUUUAGUGUUUUAACAAGUUCAUAAAAUGUCUGUAUUUAGUCCCAUCGACGACUCUUCGAUGCGUGCAAUACCUGACACCGGCACUUAAUAUUGGUUUGCUUUGUGUUCCAUUCCAGGUGAUCGAUCGACUUGCAGCGUGCGCGAGAUAAAAAUAAACGUCAACAGAGAACUGCCACCCCCACCGCCUAGUGUAUGCAUGCUUGAUCUCGGCAACUUCACACCGUGUCCGGGCAACUAAUCGGGUUGCGGAAAGCAGUUCUGGUGGCGGUGCUUUAAGCUAUGUUUCGAUGCACCGUUUUAUACGGCAAGCCGGAGCAGAUCUUACAACACGCAACCGCGCGUCACUGGCGCAAAUAUCCGAAUUCUUGAUAAGCGACACCGAUACAACGACAAGCCACCGUUAGCUGCCAGGUGAACCCGUUACCGGUUUCACGAUUUAGUAGUAGAGUAUCAACUAAGCGCAUUGCACACCGCUCAACAGUGACCGAAGGAGUAACAGCAACACAAGUAAAUAUGGUAUUCAAUGUACUGAUAGCAUCGUCUGUGAUCAAAACGGCCACCGUCGUUGGUUCUAGUCUGUGGCUCAUCCCAUUUCUUCUGGGAGCCAUCUCCUACUAUCGCUACGAUCGCGUCGAUCCGGAGUCGCGCGUCAUCAACCAGGAAGCGUUACUGCCGGAAUAUGAUUUCGUUGUCGUUGGCGGAGGUUCGGCCGGUGCCGUUGUGGCAAACCGACUAACAGAAAUCCACCGUUGGAAGGUACUGCUGCUGGAAGCCGGACCGGAUGAGAACGAAAUUUCCGAUGUGCCGUCGUUGGCAGGGUACUUGCAACUCAGCAAGCUCGACUGGGCGUAUAAGACGGAACCCACGAAUAAGGCGUGUCUGGGCAUGGUAAACAAUCGCUGUAACUGGCCGCGUGGCAAGGUACUUGGCGGAUCUUCCGUGCUUAACUACAUGAUCUACGUGCGCGGCAACCGGAACGACUUCAACCACUGGGAAUCGCUAGGUAAUCCCGGCUGGGCGUACGAUGAUGUCCUCCAGUUUUUUGUAAAAUCCGAAGACAACCGUAACCCAUAUUUGGCCCGCAAUCCGUACCAUGGACAGGGUGGAUUGUUGACCAUACAGGAGGCACCCUGGCAUACACCGCUAGUGGCCGCGUUUGUGGAAGCUGGCACAGAGAUCGGGUACGAAAACCGUGACAUUAACGGGGAACGACAAACCGGCUUCAUGAUAGCGCAGGGUACAAUUCGGCGAGGUAGCCGCUGUUCGACCGCCAAAGCCUUCCUACGUCCGAUUCGGUUACGCAAGAAUCUGCACAUUGCGAUGAACUCACACGUCACAAAGCUGGUCAUCGAUCAGGAAACGAAGCAUGCGGUCGGUGUAGAAUUCAUCCGUGGCGGUAAGCGCCACUAUGUGCGUGCCCGGAAGGAAAUUAUUAUGUCGGCCGGCUCGAUCAACACACCGCAGAUACUGAUGCUUUCCGGCAUUGGACCACGGGCACAUCUUGAGGAUGUGGGCAUUACGACUAUUCAAGAUUUGCCGGUGGGCGAAAAUCUCCAAGAUCACGUCGGCAUGGGUGGAUUAACGUUCCUGGUGGACAAACCCGUAGCGAUUCUGCAGAACCGCCUCGAAGCGGGCUCGGUCACGAUGAACUAUGUGAUUAACGAGCGCGGCCCAAUGACCAUACUAGGUGGACUGGAGGGCAUCGCGUUCGUCAACACGCCCUUCGCUAACGUCACUGAUGAUUGGCCCGACGUACAGUUUCAUAUGGCACCGGCUUCACUGAACUCUGAUGGUGGUGCUCGUGUCAAGAAGAUACUUGGUCUACGGGAGGACCUUUACAAAGAAGUAUUCCACCCGAUCGAAGAUACGUACAGCUGGACGAUUAUGCCACUGUUGCUGCGACCACGAUCCCGCGGUUGGGUACGUCUCAAGUCAAAGAAUCCUUUCCACUAUCCGCUCAUGAACCCGAACUACUUUGAGGAUCCGUACGACGCGGCCACACUCGUCGAGGGUGCGAAAAUAGCACUGAGAGUUGGCGAUGCCAAGGUGUUCAAGCAGUUUGGUAAUCGCCUCUACCGUAAACCACUGCCGAACUGUAAGCACCACAAGUUCCUAUCAGACGAAUAUCUUGACUGUCAGGUGCGUACGAUAUCGAUGACGAUCUAUCAUCCGGUCGGUACGGCCAAGAUGGGACCGCACUGGGAUCCAGGCGCAGUAGUUGAUCCACGGUUGCGCGUAUAUGGCAUAUCCGGGUUGAGGGUGAUCGACGCCAGCAUCAUGCCGACCAUCGUCAGCGGUAACACGAACGCGGCCGUCAUCAUGAUCGGUGAGAAGGGUGCACACAUGAUUAAGGAAGAUUGGCUUGGGCACGAUCGAUGAGAUCGCGCUGCAACAGCUGUGACCAAUAAACAACCCUGUGCCAUUCCAAAGUCCGGAGCAUUCUUCUAGCCAGCAUCAUCAGCACCCCGAAAAAGCUCCUCUAACUGAUUCUAAUAGGCCAGAGAAUAUCCCACCCCAUUUCUGACGUGCGUUGCCGCGUUAUCCCUUUUUUUGUAGAUAGAAAUACCUCCUGCGAGUGUGCGUUGUACCAAGCGAAACCUUAGUCCGAUAGCUAUUACUGUAGUUAGGCAAGCGUUGUUGUGUGCGUGCUAUUACGCUUUGUUUUUGUCGUAUUGUAUAUAAUAAUUAAAUAAAUAUUACCUCAAUUGGAAGACAA
Messenger RNA from Anopheles funestus (African malaria mosquito), 12810 nucleotides. RefSeq names its product glucose dehydrogenase [FAD, quinone]. Gene Ontology annotation, molecular function: flavin adenine dinucleotide binding; oxidoreductase activity, acting on CH-OH group of donors. NCBI's taxonomy places the organism in Eukaryota, Metazoa, Arthropoda, Insecta, Diptera, Culicidae. The record is from RefSeq and is a predicted model, not a curated record. The transcript has 2 exons. Bases 10608 to 12473 code for a protein of 621 amino acids.